AUGGACUUGUCAUCGCCGCCGGUUAGCACUAAUGAGUUCGACAUUAGUGAUAUGGAGCUCGUCACAGAGAGGGGCAAUGUUGCUGCAGCUGAUGAUGAGGGGCCGAAGAAGUAUAGCCCGGAGGAGACAUUGUGGCUGGCCAGGAAUUUCGUCGACAUCUCCGAGGAACCUGUCAUCGGCAACCAGCAGAGCGACAAAGUGUUCUGGGAGCGGAUUGCCCAGAAAUAUAACGCUGGUCGACCAAGAGGGACGUUAGAGCGUAGCUACGUGAAGCUACGAAAGCAUUGGGGUCGGGUUCAGAGGGAGAUGACGAAGUGGAAUGGCAAGUGGACUAACGUAGUCCAGAUGUGGCCUAGCGGUCACAUCAAGAUGGACCUCGUGGCAAAAGCCAAUGUGGAGUUUUUCUCUGACGGGAAGAAGCACUUCAAGUACUACGAUGUUUGGAAGCUUAUCCACAAGAGCCCGAAGUACACCGGCGGGGCAGAAGAGGCGGGAAGUGGGAUGUCGAACAGAACCAAAAAAAAGACAGAAAAAGGUGCAAAAAGGGCCAAGGUGCAACAGCCUCAGUUCAAGCCGAGUUUCCUGGCACUGUUGAAGUCUAAUCAAUGA
Molecule: messenger RNA, 609 nt
Organism: Salvia splendens (bonfire salvia)
Lineage: Eukaryota; Viridiplantae; Streptophyta; Magnoliopsida; Lamiales; Lamiaceae
Product: glutathione S-transferase T3-like
Exons: 2
Coding region: 1-609 (202 amino acids)
Source: RefSeq, a predicted model, not a curated record